AUGUCUUUCUCUCUCUCUCUCACUCUUUCUCCUACACCCUUUUUCUGUCUCUCUUUUUUUCUACCACUGUCUUUCAAUCUUUUUCUCUCUCUCCCUCUCUCUUUCUCUCUUUCACUCUGUCUCUCUUUUGUCUCUUACUCUUUCUCAACCUCUCUCUCUCUCAUUCUCUCGCUCUUUCUCUCUCUCACUCCUUCUCUACCACACCCUUUCUCUGAUUCUCUUUUUCUCUGUCUCUCUCUUUCAAUCUUUCUCUCUCACUCUUUCUCUCUCUCUCUUUCACUCUGUCUCUGUCUCACUGUUUAUCUCUCUUCCUAUUUCACUCUUUCUGUCUCUUACUCUUUCUCUCUCACUCUCUCUCUUUCACUCUGUCUCUCUCUCACUCUUUAUCUCUCUUCCUAUUUCACUCUUUUUGUCUCUUACUCUUUCUCAACCUCUCUCUCUCUCAUUCUCUCGCUCUUUCUCUCUCUCCUUCUCUCCCACACCCUUUCUCUGAUUCUCUUUUUCUCUGUCUCUCUCUUUCAAUCUUUCUCUCUCACUCUUGCUCUCUAUCUCUUUAACUCUGUCUCUCUCUCACUUGUUAUCUCUCUUCCUAUUUCACUCUUUUUGUCUCUCACUCUUUCUCAACCUCUCUCUCUUUCUCAACCUCUCUCUCUCUCUCUCUCUCUCUCAUUCUCUUGCUCUUUCUCUCUCUCACUACUUCUCUCCCACACCCUUUCUCUGAUUCUCUUUUUCUCUGGUUCUCUCUUUCAAUCUUUCUCUCUCACUCUUUCUCUCUCUCUCUCUCUCACUCUUUAUCUCUCUCAUCAUCCCCGUCAUCAUCAUUCCUAUGACCGAGUGUGA
Molecule: messenger RNA, 840 nt
Organism: Acanthosepion pharaonis
Lineage: Eukaryota; Metazoa; Mollusca; Cephalopoda; Sepiida; Sepiidae
Source: the annotation of a GenBank genome assembly